Rhopalosiphum padi (bird cherry-oat aphid) is the source of this 964-nucleotide messenger RNA. RefSeq lists its product as uncharacterized. The transcript is spliced from 4 exons. Gene Ontology annotation, cellular component: membrane. Lineage: Eukaryota; Metazoa; Arthropoda; Insecta; Hemiptera; Aphididae. The record is from RefSeq and is a predicted model, not a curated record. The coding region runs from base 86 to 964 and encodes 292 amino acids. Gene Ontology annotation, biological process: sensory perception of taste.
GGUCGCGGACGCUCUGAUCUUACUGGCCAACCUGGCGUACAGCGCGUACGGAUAUCACCACGUGACGUCCGUGGUGCAGCAGCGGAUGCCGUACAUAUGGGACAUCACGACGGUGAUGAGCGUGGCCAAGGUGUUCACGUACCUGCUGACGCCGCCGGUGAUGUUGGUCAUGUGGGAGUACAACAAGCGGUCGCUGUCGGACGUGGUGCGCGUGCUGGACAGCGCCAUGACCGAGACGGCCGCGGCCGCGCCGUUGACGCCGUUCGUCAAGUACUCGGUCGAGUGGAUGUGCGUGUCCAUACUGAUCGAGUACGCCGGGUACACCAUGUUCCACUUGGACACCAACUUCGCGUAUUUCACGACCACCGAGUACGCCAUGAUAGCCGUGUACAACGUGUGGACGAUGGUGCCGCUGCUGAUGUACACGUUCCUGCUGGACACGAUCCGGGCGGCCGUCCGGGACAUCAACGGCCGGCUGACCACCGUGGCCGAUUGGCAGACGUACCGCGGCCGGUGGGACGACCUCAGGCAGGCGGCCGUCCAUCUGGCCCGCGACCUGUUCGGCGUCACCAUCGUCGUGUUCAUCGUUCGCACGAUCGCCGAAAUCGUGUUCUUCGGGUUCUCGCUGUACCAUUACGGCGUCAAGGCGGACGGCCACGACGCAGUUCGAAUAAUCGUUUAUUCCGUCAACGGGUCGUUCAGCGUCACGUGGAUGUACGAGAUCAUCCGCAUGACGAAAAACUGCAAACUCGAGCUACUGAGAACAAAAAAGGUCUUGAAUUCAAUUAGCAUUAACUUCAAUUCAGAUAGCAAACAGAUAAAACAUGCAUAUUUAUACAUGUUACACGCAGAUUUAAAUUUCAUGCCAUGCAAUAUUUUUGAAAUGAAUUACAGAAGUCUGAAAUCAAUUGUCACAUUAGUUGCAGCAUUUCUGAUUUUUCAAAUUCAAAUGAAAUUAACCUGA